Dipodomys spectabilis (banner-tailed kangaroo rat) is the source of this 4176-nucleotide messenger RNA. It is a transcript of the gene Plekha5, whose product is annotated as pleckstrin homology domain containing A5. The coding region runs from base 62 to 3766 and encodes 1234 amino acids. The record is from RefSeq and is a predicted model, not a curated record. Gene Ontology annotation, molecular function: phosphatidylinositol-3-phosphate binding; phosphatidylinositol-4-phosphate binding; phosphatidylinositol-5-phosphate binding. Lineage: Eukaryota; Metazoa; Chordata; Mammalia; Rodentia; Heteromyidae. The transcript is spliced from 31 exons. Gene Ontology annotation, cellular component: cytosol.
CUCGCCGCCUCGUCCCUGCGCGGCUGCGGAGAAGGCGGCGGCGGCGGCCCGGGAAGCAGACAUGGCGGCGGACCUGAACCUGGAGUGGAUCUGCUCCCUGCCCCGCUCCUGGACCUACGGGAUCACCAGGGGCGGCCGCGUCUUCUUCAUCAACGAGGAGGCCAAGAGCACCACCUGGCUGCACCCGGUCACCGGCGAGGCCGUGGUCACCGGACACCGGCGGCAGAGCACAGAUUUGCCCACCGGUUGGGAAGAGGCGUACACUUUUGAAGGUGCAAGAUACUAUAUCAAUCACAAUGAAAGGAAAGUGACUUGCAAGCACCCGGUCACAGGCCAGCCGUCUCAAGACAACUGUAUCUUCGUAGUGAAUGAUCAGGCAGUUGGGAGCAUGCCGGCAGAAGACAAGAAGGAGCGGCCCGUGAGCAUGGUCAACGAAGCCAGCUACAGCCCCGCCUCCGACUACGCGCCCCACCCCAUGAGCCCCGCCGGCAGGACUUCACGGGCAUCCAAAAAAGUUCACAAUUUUGGGAAGAGAUCAAAUUCAAUUAAAAGGAACCCUAAUGCCCCUGUGGUCAGGAGAGGCUGGCUUUACAAACAGGACAGCACCGGCAUGAAGCUCUGGAAGAAGCGCUGGUUUGUGCUCUCCGACCUGUGCCUCUUCUACUACCGGGAUGAGAAAGAGGAGGGGAUUCUGGGAAGCAUACUCUUACCCAGCUUCCAGAUAGCCAUGCUUACCUCUGAGGAUCACAUUCAUCGGAAAUACGCCUUUAAGGCAGCUCAUCCCAACAUGCGGACCUAUUACUUCUGCACGGACACGGGGAAGGAGAUGGAGCUGUGGAUGAAAGCCAUGCUGGACGCGGCUCUGGUGCACACCGAGCCCGUGAAAAGAAUUACCUUUAGUCUCCGAGUGGACAAGAUCCCUUCGGAAAGCGCCCCCCCUAAAGAAACCAAUAACAUCCCCAACCACAGACUGCUGGUGAAACCCGAGGCGCAAAACAACCAAAGAAACAAAGACACAAGCAAACUAGACGACCGGAAGGCCUUAGAGGCGGAGAAGUACGGCUUCCAGAUGGACGGCCACGAGCGGCCGCUGACCAAGAUCAACAGCGUCAAGCUCACCGCCCUGCCGUCCGACUACGACGGGGGAUCGGUGUACCCCAGGCCCGGCACCGCCUGCACCCCUGAUGGCAGGCUGGCCAAUGACCUCAGGGCUGGGGGUCACCCCGAACCCAACCGCAUCCUCCAGAGAACCAACUCCAUGCUGCAGCUGGGGCAGUGGAUUAAGAUCCAGAAGGAAAGGAGUCUGGAGGAUGAACCCCGGGGCGUCAUUUCUUAUCAAACAUUACCAAGAAACAUGCCGAGCCACCGGGCGCCGAUGCUCGCCCGCUACCCCGAGGGCUACAGAACGCUCCCCAGGAACCCCAAGGCCAGGCCGGACAGCCUGUGCAGCGCGGCCCCCUCCAUCCACGAGCGGCCCGAGGAGAAGCGGCGCUCGGUGCGCGGCGACACCAUGUCGCAGCUGUACCAGUGGCAGCAGCGGCAGGUGUGCGGCAAGCAGGCCACGCUGCCCCGGCCCGCAGCCCAGCCCCGGCCCGGCCCCGCCGAGCACGCCUCGCCCCCCCUCGCCCUCCUCCACGCCUGCUCCCCGCAGCGCAGCCCCAGGCCCGGCCUGUCGCCCCCCGGCCCCAGAGGGGAUGCCACCCUGGACCGCAGACACCGGCCCCACCACCCCAAGCACAUGUACGUACCUGACAGAAGAUCGAUGCCCGCCAGCCUGACCCUCCCUUCCGUGAGUUCGCAGAGUCUCCAAGGGAAAACGCCGGAGGAGCUCACGCUGCUGCUCAUUCAGCUGAGGCGGCAGCAGGCCGAACUGAGCAGCGUUCGGGAGCACACGCUAGCGCAGCUCAUGCAGCUCAAGCUCCAGGCCCACAGCCCAAAGAACGAAAUGCUCUCCCAUCACCUGCAAAGGAACACCAUGUAUCUGGACCACCAGAUGAAGGAGAACGAACCGGUUAUCACCAUGGUACACACCAUGAUCGAGAACUCGGCGCUCAGACCGCAGCUGUACCAGCAACUGUCCCAGGACGGAGGCGCGCUGCAGCGCUGCAGGCCCGACGAGGCGGACACCGACGCCAAGCUGAGCCGCCUCUGCGAACAGGACAAGGUGGUGCGCGCCCUGGAGGACCGGCUGUGGCAGCUGCACAAGGAGAAGUACACGCUGGAGCAGGCCCUGCUGUCCGCCAGCCAGGAGAUCGAGACCAACGCGGACAACCCCGCCGCCAUCCAGACGGUGCUGCUGCAGAGAGAUGACCUGCAGAACGGGCUGCUGAGCACCUGCCGGGAGCUCUCGCGGGCCACCGCGGAGCUGGAGCGGGCGUGGAGGGAGUACGACAAGCUAGAGUAUGACGUCACGGUCACCCGGAAGCAGAUGCAGGAACAGCUGGACCGCCUGGGAGAAGUUCAGACGGAGUCGGCCGGAAUUCAGCGCGCACAGGUCCAGAAGGAAAUGUGGAGGAUCCAAGACGUAAUGGAAGGCCUCAGCAAACACAAGCAGCAGAGAGGCUCCUGGGAACCGGGUGUGACAGGGUCAAAGCCCUUCUCCACAGUUAAGUACAGGAGUGAGGAAGAGGAGAGCGCCCCCCCUCGGCCUCCACUUCCUCGGUCUUAUGACUUUACCGAGCAUCCUCCCAUCCCCCCCCCUCUGUGCAGUGAUAGCCGCUCCUUGCUCUGUUAUAGCAGGGACCUAGCGCAUCUGCCUGAGGACAAGAGGCUGCCUCAAGCUCAAGGACAUCCAAGAAAUGGACCUCACUGCGGUCCCGAUUAUAGGCUAUACAAGAGUGAGCCUGAGUUAACCACAGUGGCAGAGGUUGAUGAGUCUAAUGGCGAAGAAAAAUCUGAGCCUGUGUCAGAGGCCGAAACCGCAGCCAUCAAAGGGCCGCACUUUCCUGUGGGGAUCGUCCCCCCCAGAACCAAGUCCCCGACACCCGAGUCUUCCACAAUUGCUUCGUACGUGACCUUGAGGAAAACCAAGAAGGUGCUGGACCUCAGCACGGAGCGACCGCGAAGCGCCGUGGAGCAGCUCUGCCUGGCAGAAAGUUCUCGGCCCCGGAUGACGGUGGAGGAGCAGAUGGAGCGGAUCCGCCGGCAUCAGCAGGCCUGCCUGCGGGAGAGGAAGAAAGGGUGGAAUGUUCUGGGCGCUUCCGACCCGUCCCCCUUACACAGCCCCUCCAGCUUGAGGGAAAACCCCUUCAGGAUGGUGCAGCCUCGGAGGAGGGACGACGGCGUGAAGGAGCCGGACGCCGUCAGUACGGAAAGCGACGGGAAGCCACCCCGUGAAUCCCCCACGGAAGACGCUCUUCCCGUCAUCACCACUGAGCCCCAAAGUCCAGACUCCGGCAAGGAGUUGAAGAGAACGGAGAAUGUUCUGUAUGGUGUGCUUUUCGCCCCUGAGCCGAAAGGGUUAAACUCUGAGGAAUCGGGGGACAAGGAAAGGAGCGAGGAAUCCGACCCUGUUGGAGUGACAUGCAGCCCCGGAGACGACGGGCGGAUCACGAACCACGAAGCACUAGACAGCCCUGAAGAAGACUCCAAAAGCAGUGCUCCUGACCAGGAAGAGCCUGCGGCUUCCCGUGAGCCCACUCCCGAGGCCUCGAGAGAGAGUCAGACGCCCGCCGUGCCAAGUCUGACCCCAUCUCCCGAGCCCUCGUCACCAGAGCCACCCCUGCAGACAGAGCUCCCCGAAGGGUCACACUUCAUGUGCGUGUAGACCCCAGCCACCCCACCCCGACCGCCAUGACAAGACGUGUACAGAACGCCUUCACUCUCUGAAACUCACCGAGCGACACCCGAUCAUUCCUGGGGAAAAAACCGUCUCCAAACAGCUUUAAGCACCCACCGGUCCCUCUGUAGCCCCCCCCCAGCUUGCACCCCACCUGCCAAGCCCCGCCCCCUCCAUCCUGGGGUCUCUACCGCUCAGCCCUUUGGCUUCUCCUUACAUAGCGUUAGUUAUUAUUUCCAAGGACCUGGGUCCCCCCCGUCCCCCCAUCUCUUCAGGACUGCUUUGGCUCCCACUUGAUUUGUAACAGCCGUGGACUGGUCCCUCCGCAAUGCCACCUCAUUCAUGCCCGUGAGGUGUGCCCCCAUUUCCCACCAUCACCGCCACCCCCCCCCCCACCC